Messenger RNA from Acaulospora morrowiae, 2799 nucleotides. NCBI's taxonomy places the organism in Eukaryota, Fungi, Glomeromycota, Glomeromycetes, Diversisporales, Acaulosporaceae. The record is from the annotation of a GenBank genome assembly.
AUGAGCUAUUCCACAGUUGUAUGGAUCGAUGAUCCAUUGUUCAUCAAACGUCAGCGUGUUCAGAUGGCUUGUUCUUUUUGUCGCCAGAGGAAGAUACGUUGCGAUGGAAGAAGUCCAUGUUCAAACUGUAAGAAAUAUUCCACGGAUUGUAACUACGUGAAGAUAGAAAAGUCAACCAGGGGAAAAACUUCCAUCAGGCCUGUCGUCACCUCCUCUGUUGGUGAACAAAUAUCUUCUGCAAACAUCAUUCCCACCACCCAAAACGUGCAAAAUUCUCACGGAAAACGUCCAAUUAUAGAGGAUUCUUCAGAAUCUCAGAGUUUACCCCCCGCCCGUCGUCACUGUGUCAAUUCUUCGACUCUUUCCACUUCCGCUACCACUAGUGUCACCAACUCCAUCUCCUCCACCUCAUCUGCCUCCACCAUCAUCUCCGCUUCCACAUCUUCUUCUCAGACGACGGCUGCCUUGCAAGGUAGUUCGGUUUCUCGAUCGGAACCAAAACUACCGUCCGUCGAAGAUAGAUACUUUUUGAUGCCUGAUAAAGACAUUUUUGACCACUUGUUGUCACUCUAUUGGGCUAACGUCCAUCCGUACAUUCCCGUCCUCAAUAAAUCCCAUUUCCUACAACAACUUGAGAAUCCACACGAUCCUCCUUCACCUCUGUUGCUCAAUGCCAUGUUUGCUAUCGCCGCGGAAUUUUCUGAUCGCCCUCAUAUAAGGAGUGACCUGGAAACUCAUGAGAAUGGUGGUUGGAUAUUCUUAGAUAGAGCUCGCAAUUUGAUCGAUCCAUUUUUGGACGCCCCAAGGAUGUCCACCAUUGCUGCCCUCAUCUUGAUGUCAAUAUAUCAACAGCACAAUACCAGGCGUUCUGGAAUUUCUCCUGGUUACUUUCGUAGGUGGAUGUACAUUGGAAUUGCAAUUCGUAUGGCCCUGGAAUUAGAUUUGAACAGGGAACUUGAUGAUCCACAUGUCGACCGUUCUCUCAAGGAACUAAGAAAAAGAUUGUGGUGGUCUCUAUUCAUGGUGGAUGUUUUGGUUGGUUGCGGGAUUGGAAAAUGCAGCAAUCUUGAGGAUGACGAGUAUACAAUUUCGGAACCAGACGAAAAUGAAUCGGUGGAUGAACCAGAAUUAAAGGUUAACGGUGCACUCAGGGAAUUCAUCUAUCAGAUAAAAUUCACUCGGCUUCUUCACCAGCUGUUGAGACACAAUUUUUCCUCCAAAGUGUCCAGUGCCUUUAUCAAUCAUGACAUCAUCUCAAAUUUCGAAGAUCAGAUUCGCGAUUGGUUCAUGUUCUUACAGAUUCCUGGUCAAACCACCGAGUCUCUUGUCGAGAAUGACUCCAAUUACUCCACCAUGAUGCUACAUCUGCAUAUGUUAUAUCACUCUUUCAUCAUCCUGCUGCAUCGAAGAUAUAUUCUUAACCAAAGUUCACUGUCGAAAUGCGUUCAGGCUGCCCAAAAAGUUACUCCAAUCGGCUCUUUGAUACUUCGUAAAUAUUCUUCCCCUUUCAGAGGAUUCCUCAAUUGUUCAACUUGGUGUUUGUUGCAAGCCGGGAUGAUCCAUGCACUGAACAAAGUCAUAGGCAACGAAGCCCAAGAUCGGGUGGCCGAAGAACAUUACGAAAAGAUUGUGCAUCUCUUUCAAAAGCAUUCACAAAUCACGGCUCUGCAAGUGUUACAAGAUUAUGCAAACACCUGUAGUUCUCAUCGAUUGUCCGUGAUGGAGGCUUGGUCUGCCGCUGCAACCGAUGGCCGAGAAAUAUUUUCCUUGGUGAGCGGGAGUAAGGUUGGUAACAACUUUGACAACCAUCACAUCACCAACACCGUUUCUUCGGUACUAUCGUCACCUCCCUUCGUUAAAUCUUUUCUCCCACUUUCAUCUUCACUUUCAAUAUUAUCACCCCCAAUAAAUCGUUCGCCUUCUACCACUACCACUGCUUCUGCUGUUGACACUGAAAACAAUCCGUACGAAAUUUUAAAAUUUUCCAAUACGAAUUCAUUUCAGAACUUAUCAUAUGCCAGCGCAGCCACCGCGCUUCACAUGUCUCCGGUCACGAACUCCGGUGGAUUCGAGAUUUCUCAUCUAUCCCAAAUCAAUACCCCAUUUCCGAGUCCACACAACGGUGCUGCCUCACCCAUGUGUGGCGGUACCCCACAUGAAUCUCCAGACGUGGACCCUGGUCACUUUACAAAUGUGACAUCGCCUAUGAUCGAUAGUGAGGGAACUUCUGUCCGUUCUCCUGAUGAUUUCAAUUUUAUUCCCUUUCUAGGCAAAGUCCAAGGGAUCAACAACGAAGAUUGGUUCAAUAAUAAUCAUCAAUCUGGUCCCUCUUCUCAACACGGGACUUGGCAACAAAAUUUGGGAAAUAGCAAUUACACGCGUUUCUCGUUGGCGUCACCGCACCCGGUCACGCCACCCUCCAAGUCGACGGUGGACCUUUUUGGUAAACACCAAAACACCGGUCACAUCUCGUCUCCAAUUAAAAAGUUAGGAUCCCCCGUGGUCAGUUCCCCUCCCCACGCGUCAAGUUCAAACAUAUCGGUGUUCUACCCCGAAGGGAUUCACACCCCGAUCAUACAACCUUCCCCCACCACCUCCCCUUUUCAUUCUCCCACACAGCAUGAGGUUGGUGCCGGAAUGAGUUCCAACAUUAUCCCUUGCGAUAAGACACCCAGUGUCGGUGCCACACCACCCGCCAACUAUUCACAUCUCACAAACGUCGGUUCUAACCGCCAUGAAAGUGCGACAGGUUAUUUUGUCGGUGGUGGUUUCAGUGGCUUGGGGAUUUGCUCCAACUGA